This is a messenger RNA of Panicum hallii, 1668 nucleotides long. Its product is annotated as dol-P-Man:Man(5)GlcNAc(2)-PP-Dol alpha-1,3-mannosyltransferase. Gene Ontology annotation, cellular component: endoplasmic reticulum. Bases 110 to 1384 code for a protein of 424 amino acids. NCBI's taxonomy places the organism in Eukaryota, Viridiplantae, Streptophyta, Magnoliopsida, Poales, Poaceae. The record is from RefSeq and is a predicted model, not a curated record. Gene Ontology annotation, molecular function: dol-P-Man:Man(5)GlcNAc(2)-PP-Dol alpha-1,3-mannosyltransferase activity. The transcript is spliced from 13 exons.
GGUGGGUCAGUCCGUCAGUGGGUGGGUCGUCGUCGGCCGGCGGAAUUCGGCUCGGCUCGGCUUCCUCCUGGAUCUGCCGCCCGGUGGUACCUCGCCGCCGGUGGCAAGCAUGGCGCAGGCGGAGAAGAAGCGCGCCCCAAGAACGGCCACGGAGGCUGUGGAGAGACCGUCCGGGACGUCUGACCGGAGGCCGCUCUACUUCGCGGCCCUCCUGGUGCUCGCCGACGCCGCGCUCGUCGCCCUCAUCAUCGCCUUCGUCCGGUAUACCAAGAUCGACUGGGACGCCUACAUGUCUCAGGUGGAUGCUUUUCUGGAGGGGGAGAGGGACUAUACCAAGAUCGAUGGAGACACAGGACCAUUGGUCUACCCGGCUGGAUUCCUCUACGUCUACUCCGCCAUUAAGUUCCUUACCGGCGGCCAAGUCUUCCCUGCUCAGAUUUUGUUUGGCGUCUUGUACAUUGUCAACCUGAGCCUCGUUCUUCUGCUUUACGUCAAGACUGAAGUGCUUCCAUGGUGGGCUUUAGGUUUGCUUUGUUUGUCCAAAAGGGUUCACUCCAUUUUUGUGCUCCGCCUUUUCAACGACUGCUUCGCCAUGACAUUGCUCCAUGCUGCUAUGGUUUUGAUUAUUUAUCAUAAGUGGUACCUUGGCCUAAUAGUUUUCAGUGGAGCUGUCUCGGUUAAGAUGAAUGUCCUUCUUUUCGCUCCUUCUUUGCUUCUACUGAUGGUGAAGGCCAUGAGCAUCAAAGGAGUCUUCUUUGCGUUGUUUGGAGCUGCUGUAGUACAGGUAUUGUUGGGUAUGCCAUUCUUGCUGUCACAUCCAGUUGAGUACAUCUCAAGAGCAUUCAAUUUCGGCCGUGUCUUCAUCCAUUUCUGGUCUGUGAACUUUAAAUUCGUCCCGGAGAAGUUGUUUGUAUCCAAAGAGCUCGCUAUUGCGUUGUUGAUUCUUCACCUCACUACCCUUGUGGUAUUCGCACACUACAAGUGGUUAAAGCAUGAAGGAGGCCUAUUCGGUUUCUUGCAUUCCAGAUUUAAACACGCCAAAUCAAUUCUAAAGCUUUUUUCCAGCCAGCCCAGACCAUCCAUUCUCAGUAAAGAACAUAUUGUAACUGUUAUGUUUGUCGGCAACUUCAUUGGCAUCGUGUGUGCCCGAUCAUUACACUACCAAUUCUAUUCCUGGUACUUCUAUUCAUUGCCUUUUCUGUUGUGGAAAACACAUUUUCCGACACCUUUGAGGAUCAUUCUAUUUCUCGGUGUGGAGCUCUGCUGGAACAUUUACCCUUCUACUGCCUAUUCAUCACUGCUUUUGCUAUUUCUGCACAUCUCCAUUUUGUUGGGUAUAUGGUUUUCACCGACUGAGUACCCUUAUAAUGAUAAAAGGACAUGACAAACAUAUCAAGAAGUUGCAAGUCAAUGUGAGGCUUCCCUGUAAAAUUGUUUAAUCUUUUAAGGUAGCAGUAGUCAAAUCCUUUUUUGUGCGGAUAGAAGCAACGGCAAAGGGUUCUGGAAUUUGUCAGAUGUAUUUUUUCCAAUACUUUUGGUGUUAAUUGGCCCAAGAUCACUAGAGUAGCAUCGAGACAUACCAAAUAUGUACCAUGUCCAUGUGUAUCUUCUUAACAUAAAUGAAAAAUAGCUACACUUAACUUUUACGGAGACACUGUUACUACUGAA